This is a messenger RNA of Helianthus annuus (common sunflower), 828 nucleotides long. Its product is annotated as probable CCR4-associated factor 1 homolog 10. Gene Ontology annotation, molecular function: poly(A)-specific ribonuclease activity; nucleic acid binding. Lineage: Eukaryota; Viridiplantae; Streptophyta; Magnoliopsida; Asterales; Asteraceae. The coding region runs from base 319 to 828 and encodes 169 amino acids. Gene Ontology annotation, cellular component: CCR4-NOT complex; P-body; CCR4-NOT core complex. The transcript is spliced from 2 exons. The record is from RefSeq and is a predicted model, not a curated record.
CACCAUCCACCCUUACCAAAUUACCAAUUACCAAUCUCUUGCUCUCUCUAAUAUACAUACAUAUAUUAGUACAGUUGCCAACAAUCACCAUCCCUGAUUUUUUCCAUCUUCUAAUCGGACACAACCACCAUCCUGCCGCCGCCACCUGCCAUCAUCACCAGUCCACCACCAUCCUCCAUCACUGAACUUCCCAACCCAUCUCUCCUCCAUCAAUGAUUUAAACCUGCAAUUUAAUUACUAAUCACAAUGUCACUGCCUCUCAGUUGAUUUAAGGAGCCUCAACUCCCCACCCAUCUUCCCUAUAAUCUAGACCCCUCUAUGUUUAAAUCCGUUGACCCAAAUCAAACCCUAAAAAUCUCAAAUCUUCAAACAAACAAACAAUUUCACACCGAUUUUGAUUCAGAGCUUCAAGAUCUGUUUGAUUACACCGUCAGAUCGCACCCUGUUCCAAAAAGGGAAAUAUGGAAUGAUAAUCUUGAAGAAGAGUUUGCUUUGAUUCGAGAAAUUGUUGAUGAUUACCCUUAUAUUGCAAUGGAUACUGAGUUUUUUGGUGUUGUUAUUCGUCCAUUGGCACAGUUUAAGAAUAUUAAUGAUUAUAAUUAUGUGACUUUAAAGGAUAAUGUUGAUAUGUUGAAAUCGAUUCAACUGGGUCUUACUUUUUCUGAUGAAGAUGGGAAUUUACCCACUUAUGGGACUGAUAAGCCUUGCAUUUGGCAGUUUAAUUUUCACAGGUUUAAUGUCAAUGAAGAUAUCUUUGCAAAUGAUUCGAUCGAGAUGUUAAGGCAGCGUGGGAUUGAUUUCAAGAAUAAUAGUGUGAUUGGUAUAUAG